Molecule: messenger RNA, 1320 nt
Organism: Condylostylus longicornis
Lineage: Eukaryota; Metazoa; Arthropoda; Insecta; Diptera; Dolichopodidae
Product: lectizyme-like
Exons: 1
Coding region: 37-882 (281 amino acids)
Biological process (GO): proteolysis
Molecular function (GO): serine-type endopeptidase activity
Source: RefSeq, a predicted model, not a curated record
CUCGUGUAAAUUUCGGUUGGAAAUUCGGUUGGAACCAUGAAGACAAUAUUUAUAAUUAUAACAUUUGGAUUAUUAUCAACAUUAGCAUAUCCACAAAAUAAUAAUCAUAAUGAUGAUGAUGAUGAAUUUUAUAUUGGUUUCCCAGAAGAUGAUAUAUCAAUUAAUCGUGGACGUAUUAUAAGUGGUAAAGAUGCUGAACCACAUUCAGCACCAUAUAUUGUAUCAAUAAGAGAAGGUGAAAAUGGUGCACAUAUUUGUGGUGGUUCAAUAUUAACUAAAAAUACAAUAUUAACAGCAGCACAUUGUCUUAAAAGUAAUUUAUAUGUUGCUGUUGGUUUACAUGAUAGACGUGAUACAACAAAUUCACAAAUAAUUAAAGUUAAAAAUUAUAUUGGACAUGAUAAUUAUAAAGGUGGUUCAUCACCAUAUGAUAUUGGUGUUUUACAUUUAUCAGAACCAAUAAAAUUAAAUGAUAAUACAAUAAAACCAAUUGAUUUACCAAUAACAAAUGAAAAACAAACUGGUGAAGUAACAUUAUAUGGUUGGGGACGUACAAUUGCUAAUUCAUGGAAUUUACCAAAUAUCUUACAAGUUGUUACAACUGAUUUAUUAACAAAUGAAGAAUGUUUAAAUGAAUUACCAGAUAAAGAUAAAAAAAAUUUACAUAAUACAAUGAUAUGUACUGGUAGUCGUAAUGAGCAUAUAUCAUCAUGUAAUGCUGAUUCUGGUGGUCCAUUAGUACAAAAAAAUAAUGAUAAUAAAACAAUAUUAGUCGGUUUAGUUUCAUGGGGUGUAUUACCAUGUGGUAAAGCAAAUAAACCAUCAGUAUAUACACAUAUUGGUUCACAUUUAGAUUGGAUUAAAAUUAAUACAAGAAAAUAGACACGCUUAUAUAUAUAUAUAUAAAGUUUUAUGUACACACACACCACUUAAUAUUCAAACAUAUAUAUAUAUACAUUUAAAUGAACAUAAUAAUUGCAUCAUCUAUAUUUGUACACACACACACACACACACACAAAUAUUUGAUAUGAAACGAAUGAAACAAUUCAAUUUAAUUUUUUGUGGUAAAUUGAAAAAAAAAAAGCAGCAGCAGCAGCAAAAUAGAAACAAAAAAAAAAAUUGAGUAAUUUUAUGGUCAAUUUUCAAUAAAAAAAAAAGAACAAGAACAACAUACAACCAAAAAAAAAAAUAUAUUAAUAUUUGUUUUAUGCAGAACUUUUCAUAUAUACAAAUACAAAUUUCAUUGUAUAACAAUAUAAGUUAAUUAAAGGAUAUGCUUAAUUUAAAUUACUAAAAUAAUAAUGAAAUUAAAAUAAAUUC